AUGCUAUGGAUAUUACACUGUACUAGCUUUCUAUUCAAACUGUGCACAACAUGCGAUUGGGACGUCAAAAAUGGUAAAGAAGAUUUUUGCAGUAAAGUCGAUUUGAAUUCCUGGUUUGUGCUUGCAGUGAGAAACCUGUAUUCGGAGAGAAGAUCAUCAUCAUGCGUUCCGCCAUUUCAAAGAGUGAAUGGAGAGUAUAAAAUUGCUCAUGUCUACCGUUUACUCGCAUGCACCAUACAAAAAAACUUCUCUACUACACUGACUGCUAUCAUAUUUUGUAAAGAACGCAACGAAUAUUCAUCUCUUGCUGGAGUCUCACGUGAGUUCAAUCUUAGUGCAUGGACAAUGAUAGCUGUGAUACGUGAUCCACUUGAACGAUUUGUAUCCGGUUUCGCUGAUAAAUGCCUAAGGAGAAAGGAGUGGGAAGGUUAUCCUCAACGCUGUUGCGGAUGCAAAACGAAUUUGACGUGCUUCAUGGAGAAGCUAUACGACAAGAUGAUGCUAGGGACAUUUGAAGAUUAUGUGGGAGACUUUGAUGCAGAACACUUCUUCCCGCAAAGUUGGCGCUGCGAAUUCAACUUUCACUUGAGCCAAUAUCAUAUACUGAAAUUUGACACCUUCAAAGCAGCAGAAUUUAUACGGGACCUUGCAGCAACAUUGAAAAAGCAAAAUGUGCCUGAAUCUUUCAUUGCUUAUAUAGUAGAGGAAUCUGUUCUUUGUGGCCAUUUGAAUCAUACUACCAGGGGCACAGUGGAGCAAGAAGAGACAAGAAGAAGCAUUCUUUCUAGUAGAUACUUAAUGGAUCUUCUUAUCAAAAUGUUUUACUACGACUUUGUUCUGUUUGGUUUCCCGCUUCCGAUCGAAAAUGUCUCCUCCAUAUGUCCGCAACUUUAGAAGCUGUAUAAACUCGGUGCCAUUGAA
Molecule: messenger RNA, 921 nt
Organism: Cylicocyclus nassatus
Lineage: Eukaryota; Metazoa; Nematoda; Chromadorea; Rhabditida; Strongylidae
Source: the annotation of a GenBank genome assembly